Aspergillus calidoustus is the source of this 1409-nucleotide messenger RNA. NCBI's taxonomy places the organism in Eukaryota, Fungi, Ascomycota, Eurotiomycetes, Eurotiales, Aspergillaceae. The record is from the annotation of a GenBank genome assembly.
CCUGGGGCCAGUUGGAACAGCACACACAGCCCGUGGGACUCGAUGACGAUUGUUUAAAACCCUCGUCACCCCCAUUCUUUCUGUUGUUUCCAAAAUAAUCGCUCUAAUUCUCUUCUGUACCAUCACAACCGCAACCAUGCCCCUCGAGAAAGCAAUCACCUACGCGCUCGUCCUGCUCGGCGCCUUGAUCGGCGGGUACAUGGGCUGGGCCUCGUCGGACUCGGACUACGAGCUCAACACGGCCGUCGCACCACGAGUCUUAUCGUUCAUCCACGAGAGAAUCCCCGCUAUCAACAUCCCGGCACCUCCGCUCCCAACAGCACUCACCCAGAUCCUCUCAAAGAAGGACCGCACCCAGCUCGUCGGUUCGACGAAUGGCUUCAAAUACGAAUAUCGAACAGCCGAUCUAAACCGCCUCUCGCGGACGCAACGCGAUGCCGUGCGCGCUGCGGUGAAGAACUACUUCGACACGCAUACGCCUGCAGAAAUCGACGCAGCGAUCGAAGAGGGUGACGCGCUGUUUGGCGCCUAUGGCGCGGGUAGCUCGUGGACACUUGGAACAGGAACCGCGUGCCUGAAACUCGACGACAAGUGGGGCGCUAAUGAGAGAUGGGGGCCGAUUGAGGGGUAUAUGAAGAUUGGGAGGGAGGGGAGGUUCGAUGAGGAGUUUUACUGCGGGCCGACGUUUACGUUGACGGUUUGGAAAAAGCAGUUUGACAUUGUGGAUGGGACGAAGAAGAAGAAGGAGGAGGAGGAGAACGAACAAGGCGGGGGAGAACAAUGUUGACCGGGAGCUCUAAUGGACUGAUUAGCUGGAUUGUGUACCUCGCCGCGGAUAAAGUCGCGCGGUAGAGCGAGGUUGGGGGCCAGAACCAAGAUCCACCCGGGCAGUCUCGUUGUUGCAGAGCCUGACGGCGGAAGGGCAGGCCCCAGCACCCAGGUGAUUCUGGUGGAAGAUCCGACGUGCAUGAAACUCAGUGAAUCCGUACGUCUAUUUUUUAUUGAAUGGCAGGAGAGACCGGGCGCGACUACUAAGAAUGCACAAACCCGCGAGAAACAUCCCUCAGCCACAGCAGUCAGAACCGGCAUGGGGGUUAGAAUAAACGAAGUCCAAUCAGUCUCGAAUACUGAAUCUGCGGCGGCAGUGAAGCAGAUCCAUACGUGCGCCUCCGGCGCAUGCUGUAGCCAGGACAGAUCUUGGAUAGCGAAGCCUUUGGGAGCUCAAUGUCGUCAUAGAGAAAUAGGAAUCUUGCUCGUCCCGGUGUUGUUGUUGUUCUUGCUGUCAUGGUUGGCAGUGGCAUAGUCUGUAGUGUGACGGUAUUUGCAGUAGCAAAGAUGGUGCGAAAUAUUCUUGCCGCGAGCUGGCAGGACUUAUUUAUAUUCUUAACAAUGGCCCCUGAUGGAGUAAA